UAACAGGAUACAUGAUUGUACACUCUUUCGACGUAAAAAAUAGUUUAUAUAAAAAAAUUUCCACCUUCCUGCAAAACCCUAGGGUUUCGGAAUCAGCUUUUUAUGCCAACGUCGUCUUAUCCAUGAAAGCUAGCAGCUUGUUAGUUCAAAUGCAUAAUCUACCAGGCAAAAUCCUCAUAAUAUCUUAAUCCUUUUUGCAGGAAGAAGAAGCUGAGAAGCCAUAUCCUGCAAGUAGAUUUAAUCACAGAAGACUGGUCUGUGUGAAAUUUUAAUAAAGAAAUACUAUCGAGAAUUUUUUUUUGCCCAUUUUCUUAAGUUUAUCUAGGUCAGAAAUGGACUUGCUGGGAGACUCUGAUGGUGAGGAGAAGGGUUUCGGAGAGAUUAAGGUGAACAAAGCCUAUGCUCAGAGAUUUGCGCAUAAUAAGCAGCGGGAGGCGCUUCACAGAUUGCAGGAGCUGAAAAAGAAGGGCUUAGGCGGUGAUUCUGAUGAGGAAGAUUCCUCUGAAGACGAGGAAGAAGAUGAGGAUGGGUAUAUUCCAGAGAAGACGGAGCUACAGUUUUAUGAAACCCUAGCCAAAGUGAAAAGGAAAGACCCGUUAAUUUAUAAGAAAGAUGUAAAACUAUAUGAUGAUGACGAUGACGAAGAAGAAGAAGAGAUUGACGAGAAGAGAAACGAAGCAGGCAAAAAGAAAAAGGCGCUGUAUUUGAAAGAUGUUGUGGCUCAGCAUUUGCUGGAGAAUGGGCCUGAAUUUGAUGAUGAUAAUGAAACCCUAAAAAAGGUUAAAAAGGGGGGUUCAAAGAGCUACGCUGAAGAGCAAGAUGAGCUUAAGAGGGCUUUUUUAAUGGGUGUCGAGGAUAAUGAUGAUGAUAGCGAUGAUGGAGGUUUGCUAACAGUGAAGAAGAAGAGUGCAGAGGAGAUUAAGCGCGAAAAGCAGGAGGAAGAGGAGGCUGUUAAGGAAGCACAGCAGCGUGCUAAGGAUGCAGAUAUUGCACGUCGGUUGGAUGACUAUUUUGGCAAGGAUAAUGAUUUGGAUGAUAAUGAAAGGUUUUUGAAGAGCUAUUUGUUGAAUAAAGGGUGGAUUGACCGGGAGGAGAAGGGGAGUUUGGGGUAUGGGGAUGUGGGGAUUUCGGAGGAUGAGGAGGAACUGGAGAAGCAGGAUAGGUUUGAGGCAGGCUUUAAUUUCAGGUUUGAGGAAGGGGCAGGUGAUCAGGUGCUGGGCCAUGCCAGGUUUACGGAGGGGUCAGUGAGGAAGAAGCCAAAUUCAAGGAAGCAGCAGAGAGAGAAGAAGAAGGAGAGAUUGUUGCAAUCUGAAUUUGAGAGGAAGGAGGAAUUGAAACAUCUCAAGAAUAUCAAGAAGAAGGAGAUCAUGCAGAAGCUUGAGAAGGUCAGACAGGUUGCUGGGGUAAAGGAUGAUGAGGGUAACGUGUUGGAUGAAAGGGACCUUGAUGAGGACUUCGAUCCGGAUGAAUAUGAUAUGAAGAUGAGAAAAGCUUUUGGAGAUGAGUACUAUGGUGCUCAAGAUGCAGAUGAGAACUUCGAGGGCUAUGAUGAAUUUGAUUCAGAGAAACCAGAUUUUGACGCAGAAGAUGAACUUUUGGGUCUUCCCAAAGGUUGGGAUGGCAGGGAAUCCAAGCAGGGUUUUGCUGCAGUAAGGGAAAAUGUUAAUAAACAUAAGAAACUGAAUCCUGAAAAUCCAGUUGAUGAAAAUUCUGAAUGGAAUUCAGAUAAGGGCAAGAUGGAAGCAGCAAUUGAUAGCAGUGAAGAAGAAGACGGCAAAGAAGAAGAGGAAGAAGAAGAAGAACAGGAAGAAGAACAGGAAGAAGAAGAAGAAGAAGAAGAACAGGAAGACGAAGAAGCUCGAGAGCAUGUUGAUGAUGUUGAGGAUAAUUCAGGGACUGAAACAGAGGAAGCUUCUAGAAGUAAGAAAAGGCACAAAGGCAGAAUUUCACUCAGAGAGAAACUGUUAUUGGACAAGCAGCUUGAAGAAUAUUAUAAGCUGGAUUACGAGGACAUGAUAGGCGAUCUUCCUACUCGUUUUAAGUACAGGGAAGUUCCAUUAAAUACCUACGGUUUAAGCACUGAAGAGAUUUUAAUGACAGAUGAUAAGGAAUUGAACCAGUAUGUUUCACUCAAGAAGUUAGCUCCUUAUAGGAGUGAAGAAUGGAAGCCUCCCAUGCACAAUAAAUUCAGUCAAAAGAAGAGGAAAAAAAUAGCUUUGCAUGAUGGUCAAUCCAGAUUUGCAAAGGGGAUGAAAAAGUUUAGCAGAGAAAGUAAAGGUGAGCGUAAUAAUGGUCGACGUUUGAACGGUCAUGAUAAUAAUCAUUCAGAAGAAAUAAAUAAUGAAAAGGAAAGCAAAUCCAAAAAGAAGAGGCGGCGCCAAAUGAAAGCUCCUGCUAUUCCUCGAUCUAGGCUUCUAGCAUAUGGAAAGGGGCCUAUCCGAAGAAAGAGAAGCAAAAUGUCAUGAAACAACGUUUAUCUGUUGUUGAAUACAAGUAAGCUACAAUUGGAUCGUAUAGGUUUGAUUUUUGAAAUGAGCUAACAAUAAUAUCUCCUUCAAAUUUGAUUUGUUUUGAUUGAGUCAUUUUUUCAAUGAAGAGAUGCAGAUAUCAUCGGCUAGCAUAGGGAAUUCUAAUUGUCAUUUGAUUUGCUCUCAUCUAAAUCUUCUUUUUUCUCUGCUUUAAUUAUAUUUUUUAAUGUAAACAUGGAGAGAUUGACAAGCACUGCAAGAAUGCUAGUCAUAAUUUAUGUGUGCUCACGAAUUAAUACAACUAUAUAGAAAUGGAGGAGAAUUUGAUUUUCUCA
Messenger RNA from Cryptomeria japonica (Japanese cedar), 2803 nucleotides. RefSeq lists its product as uncharacterized. Gene Ontology annotation, biological process: endonucleolytic cleavage in ITS1 to separate SSU-rRNA from 5.8S rRNA and LSU-rRNA from tricistronic rRNA transcript (SSU-rRNA, 5.8S rRNA, LSU-rRNA). Lineage: Eukaryota; Viridiplantae; Streptophyta; Pinopsida; Cupressales; Cupressaceae. The coding region runs from base 333 to 2465 and encodes 710 amino acids. The record is from RefSeq and is a predicted model, not a curated record. The transcript has a single exon. Gene Ontology annotation, cellular component: nucleolus; 90S preribosome.